UGCAGUUUCUCUACUCUGUAUAUAUAUAUAUAUAUCAAGUCUAUAGUCGAUCUUCCAAGAACACAAGGAGAGAGAGAGAGAGAGAGAUGGGAACUGUGGCUGCUCCAUACAAGAUGGAAUUAGCAUCUGAAGUUGAUCAGAAACAAAAGGGUGUCGUGGCCGCCAGCAGCCCUCCGAAACAGCUCGACGCCGGAGCUCUCUUCGUUCUCAAGUCGCAAGGGUCAUGGUUACAUGUUGGGUACCACUUGACGACAUCAAUAGUGGCUCCGGUGCUUCUAAGUCUUCCGUUUGCGAUGGCCUUGAUCGGCUGGGUUGGGGGAGUCAUCUGUGUAGCCUUGGCAGCUUUGGUCACCUUCUACUCCUACACUCUUCUCUCUUUAGUUCUCGAGCACCAAGAGAAGCUUGGCCAUCGUCAACUUCGCUUUCGAGACAUGGCCAGAGACAUCUUAGGUCCUGCUUGGGGUAAAUAUUUUGUUGGCCCUCUGCAGUUUUGGAUAUGCUAUGGUGCAGUCAUCGCUUGCACAUUACUUGGUGGGCAGAGCCUUAAGGCAACUUUGGCACCUCCGGUAAAAGGCAAGAUGUUCAAAGGGCUAUGUGUGUGCUACAGUGUUAUAGUGACAACCUACUUCAGUGUGGCAAUGUCUGGAUAUUGGGCGUUUGGCAACCAAGCUAUGGGAACCGUUCUAUCCAAUUUUAUGGGUGUUGACAAGCCUUUACUUCCUACCUGGUUUUUGCUCAUGACCAAUGUCUUCACUCUUCUGCAGGUCUUGGCUGUCACAGUGGUUUACUUGCAACCAACAAAUGAAGUGUUUGAGAAGAAAUUUGCAGACCCAAAAAUGGAUCAAUUCUCCGUCCGUAAUGUGGUGCCGCGAUUGAUUUUCCGGUCACUCACGGUAGUGGUAGCUACAUUUUUUGCUGCGAUGUUACCUUUCUUUGGAGAUAUCAUGGCAUUGUUCGGGGCAUUUGGAUGCAUUCCUCUAGAUUUCAUUUUGCCAAUGAUAUUCUACAAUGUGAGUUUCAAGCCCUCUAAGCAGAGCCUCAUCUUUUGGGUUAACACAUUGAUAGCAGGAGUAUCCUUCUUGUUAGUCGGGGUAGGCGCUGUAGCAUCGGUUAGGCAAAUUUUCCUUGAUGCUAAAACAUAUCGCCUUUUUGCUAACAUGUGAUUAAACCACUC
This is a messenger RNA of Fragaria vesca subsp. vesca, 1174 nucleotides long. RefSeq names its product GABA transporter 1-like. The record is from RefSeq and is a predicted model, not a curated record. The transcript is spliced from 5 exons. The coding region runs from base 87 to 1163 and encodes 358 amino acids. Lineage: Eukaryota; Viridiplantae; Streptophyta; Magnoliopsida; Rosales; Rosaceae. Gene Ontology annotation, cellular component: plasma membrane.